Solea senegalensis (Senegalese sole) is the source of this 4986-nucleotide messenger RNA. Its product is annotated as A disintegrin and metalloproteinase with thrombospondin motifs 8-like. Lineage: Eukaryota; Metazoa; Chordata; Actinopteri; Pleuronectiformes; Soleidae. Bases 223 to 3105 code for a protein of 960 amino acids. The transcript has 9 exons. Gene Ontology annotation, molecular function: zinc ion binding; metalloendopeptidase activity. The record is from RefSeq and is a predicted model, not a curated record. Gene Ontology annotation, biological process: extracellular matrix organization; proteolysis.
GAGCGGUACAACAAGACUCAGUUUGCUUUAGGAAGUCGAAACAGACAGACUGAAAUAAAAUAGCAGACAUAUUCUGACUGAGACUGUUUCACAGCGCUGGGAAAUCACUUUUUAUCAGAAGAGAUCUCUGACCUUGAGAAGAUAAUCUCUCAUUUGGAGAAGGUGUGCCACUAACAACAGAUAAAGGACACACACUGUAAUCAGGUCUUUUACUAUUAUUAUAUGUUUUUUUACAACUUCGGACAGCUGUUUCAUUGUCUGAAGAUGCGUUCCUCUGUGCGUUUUGUCUUUUUAUCCAUGUGCGUAAUGAACGCGGCACUGUCCACUCCAUUUGAAUCAGAGGAUGUUUUACCUGUUCGGAUAAAAGCAAGAACGAGUGGCCGCUUUCGGAAAAGAAGCGAGGAGCAGCCAAGGUUUGUCCUCAGCGUAUUUGGCAAGGACAUGACUCUAAAUCUUGUACCGGACACCAGCUUCAUGGCUCCGUCUUUCACUGUCCAGCGGAUCAAGGCCAGUGAUGCUGGCGCUUUACGCAGCGCCACAGGUGCUAAAGCUGGGCUGGUGUCAGAUCCUCAGGUGUUCAUGAACCAGACAGAGGACAGCGAAGGACACCUGAGGAGCUGCUUCUACUCUGGGAACGUGGACCACGAUCAGAACUCGGUGGUGGCUGUCAGUUUGUGCUCUGGCAUCUUCGGCUCCUUCAUCACGAAGGGGAAAGAGUAUUUAAUUGAGCCCAAACUCAGCGGUAGCUUGGGGCCAGACUCUGCCGAGCAGCUGCAUGUCAUAAAGAGGAAGACACUCGCCAAAAGCCACGGGGCUUCCCUCCUGUUUGAUCACGCGGCGCUUGAGCGCCGAGUGGAGCAGGGCGACGGGGAAAGUUUUACGCACAGCGACAGUGACGCACACGGGGAACCUCGCCGGAGACGCUUUGUUUCCGCGCCACGGUUCAUAGAGACCCUGGUGGUAGCUGACUCAACCAUGACCCACUUCUAUGGAGAUGAAAUAAAGCACUACAUUCUGACCUUGAUGUCCAUGGCAGCCCAGCUGUACAAGCACCCCAGCAUUAAGAACUCCGUUAACAUGGUGGUCGUCAAGAUGCUGGUCGUGGAGGACGAGGAGGUCGGCCCUGAGGUCUCAAGCAACGGAGGUGUGGCUCUAAGAAAUUUUUGCUCCUGGCAGCAAAUCUUCAAUCCACCAAGCCAGAGACACCCAGAGCACUAUGACACCGCCAUGCUCUUCACUAGAGAGGACAUCUGCGGACAAAAGAGCUGCGACACACUGGGUGUGGCCGAUGUCGGGACUAUGUGUGAUCCCAAGAGAAGCUGCUCCGUGAUUGAGGACAACGGCCUGCAGGCUGCCUUCACAGCUGCACAUGAGCUUGGUCACGUGCUGAGUAUGUCCCACGAUGACUCUAAGAACUGUAAGAGGCAGUUUGGAGAGCUGGGAGGACAUUACCUGAUGGCGCCGCUGUUUGUCAGCCUCAAUAUGACGGCGCCCUGGUCCCCUUGCAGUGCUCUCUCCAUCACCGAGUUCUUUGACAAUGGAUAUGGAGACUGCCUGCUGGACGUUCCAGAGAGUACCAUGCCUUUACCAAGUGAGCUGCCAGGCAUCAAGUACAGUCUGGACCAACAAUGCCAGCAGAUAUUUGGAGAGGAGUUCAUCCACUGUCCCAACACCUCGGACAGUGACGUCUGCAGCCAGCUUUGGUGCCAGGAGGACGGGACCUCACAGUGCAUCACCAAGAACGGCAGCAUGCCCUGGGCUGACGGCACCGCCUGUAGCUUCAACCAGACCUGUCUCCGAGGAGCAUGCAUGUCGACCCACGAGGUGAUGCAGCCACUGGUGGUUGUGGACGGCGGCUGGAGCUUGUGGGGACCGUGGCAGCAGUGCUCCAGAACAUGUGGAGGAGGGGUAGAGUUCUCCUAUAGGGAGUGUACUGACCCGAUACCACAGAACGGAGGGAAGUACUGCGAAGGACAGAGGGUCAAGUAUCAGUCCUGCAACACGCAGUCCUGUGACGACAGCGAUGGGAAGAGUUUCAGAGAGGAGCAGUGUGAGCAGCACAACAGUGUGGAGUUCAAUGGGAACAUGAAGCAGUGGAUACCAAAGUAUGCUGGCGUUUCUCCCAGAGACAGAUGUAAACUGGUCUGCAGGGCCAAAGGCAGCAGUGAAUUUAAGGUGUUUGAACACAAGGUGAUUGAUGGGACGACCUGUGGCCCUGAUACCACCUCAGUGUGUGUCCAAGGCCAGUGUGUGAAAGCAGGCUGCGACCAGGUGAUAGGAUCCAACAAGAGAGUGGAUAAGUGUGGCAUGUGUGGAGGGAGUGGGCUCACCUGUAGAAAGAUAACUGGCUCGUACAACAAAGCAACCUAUGGAUACAGUGACAUUGUCACAAUUCCCAUUGGCGCUACUAAUAUUGACGUCAAACAGCGGAGCAACAGAGGAAUCAAACAUGACGGGAACUACCUGGCUAUAAAGAAAGAGAAUGGUGGUUUUAUCCUAAAUGGGAACUUUUCUGUAUCCACAGUGGAGCAGGACAUUCCUGUGCUGGGUGCUGUGCUAAAGUACAGUGGCUCCUCCACCACACUUGAGAGGAUCCAAAGCUUCAGGCAACUGAAAGAGUCCAUCACCAUCCAGAUUCUGGCCACUGCAGGUGAUGCCAACCCACCCAAGGUCAAAUACACCUUUUUCAUUCCUAGAGAUGUGAGUUUCGAUAAAUCCAAGGAGAAGAAGGGCUCGUCUUUGCAUAUGAUCCAUCCCUUCAGCGUGCCUGAGUGGGUGUUGGGGGAGUGGUCCGAGUGUUCCAAGAGCUGCGGUUUUGGGUGGUCCAGGAGGAAUGUUGAAUGCCGGGACAGUGCAGGCUUUUUCUCCAGCCAGUGCGACAAAGAUCUGAAACCUGUAGAUAUCAGACCCUGCGGUGACCUGCCAUGUCCCAUAUGGCAGUUGGGACCUUGGUCCACAUGCUCACGAACUUGUGGCCAGGGGGAGCGUCUCCGCAGCGUCUUCUGCAUAGACUACACAGGGAUGACUACUGAUCCGGAGAAGUGCGACCCAAACAAAGUCCCAGAGCCAGUCUCCGUACAGUGUCUCAGCCAGGAGUGCCUAUGAAUAACAUCAUACAGUGAACUUUCCCAUAUUGGUUUGACUGCGCUUACCAACCACGGAUGGAUUACUGAACAACACAUGCCGGGCACAGGCCGAGGGAGCAGGGGACAUAAUGACUACCAGGAGACACAAAAUGACCACAAAAGAUUUAUAGAACAGGGACAAAGACAUCCACAAAGACAACAAGACAUUAAAAAAUGACUACUAAGACUCAAAAUCUGAAGAAAUUUAAAAUGAUUACAGAGAGACUAUGAGAAACAAAAGCUAGACUAAUACUAUAAAGACACACAAAAUGGCUGCAAAGUGAUGCAAGGCCUGUGCCCAGGGACCCAUUGUCCGAUAAUCUUUCCAUGUUGCCAACUGGUUGCAUCAAGUCGCAUCAAAGGCUUUUGCCUGAAUUUUUGCCUUUUGUCUCUUUUUUUCUUUAUUUGACAACCACUAUUGAAACAAUGGAAAUCUACCUCAUGUGAUGCGUGUAUAUAGAUGAAGGUGCUGUGUGUGUGUGUGUGUGUGUGUUUUUUUUCAAGAAUGAGAAGUUUUAUAGUCCUGUUUUAGAUAGAAUCGAACUUCUUGGGAGCGGUUUUGUCAAAUCUGCAGUUUGUUUCAGUCGUUGUACGUUGGGUGUCAUUUGGGGCAUGAAAUCUGCUGUCAACCACCAGCAAAUUAUUCAUACCUCCAGCCGCCCUCUAACGCACUCACUCCCUGUCCAUAUGACUGAGGUAUACGUCUGCUUUCCACAUAGCUCUGUCUGUCAGCGAAUCAGCCAGAAGUGUAUUCAUUCCAAUGGCAACCUCCAUGAUAUCUGAUAUCUGGUAAUAUUUUCAUCUGGACUUUAUAAUUUGUGCAGUUGAUUUUGGUAAACUGUAUGCACUUUUUUAGGCUUACUUCUUGUGGCAAAAGGCCUAUGUGUCUAGUUGCGUAACAGAAAAUUAGCAUAAAAACAAUCCAUCUGGCUUUUUAGUUAAAUUCAGUUGUAUGAUAUUGUUAGUCAAGCCGUAGUUUAAAAAUAUAAACUUGUUCAGACAGUGUGCGAUAUAUCAUUACAUUAACAUAGCACACAUUCAUGUAAUUGUAGAAAUCAAUAGAUGAUGAUAAUAUAAACAAUGCACUUUAACCACAAACCUUAUAGCAAUACAGAUAUUUCACAAAACCACAACGUGAAAAAACAAACACACCAAAUUCUCUUCUUUGGCUGCAGUGGUGACUCUUUCCAUCUGUAAAGACAUGCUUCCAGUGCUUUCAACACAAGGGGGCGGAGUCCGUACAUGAAACGCUAUAACGAAAACUAAACAAAAGUCUGUGGAAAUGCGGCAAUAGUUGAGAGAAUGGCCUCCCGUUUGAUUCCAUAUCGUCUCUGCACACGCACCAAAAUAUGAAAGAGGACGUCAUGUUUCUAUCUGAAAACUCUAGCUUGGACUUUUCCCCCUUUCCCUAUACAUUGCGUUACAAAGCAGUUGUUAAUGCAAAGGAACAAUGGUACUAACAGUUUGCAAUGCAAGAAAUAUUUCUUUGGAGGUGUUAUUACUAAGUUAUUAGCUCAUUAUCUAUCAUGUAUAUAAAAAAUACCAUUGAUUUUAUUCUUUUUCUUUUUCCGUGUGUUACAAUAUCCUAUGCAACCCCUCACAGUUGUAUUCAGACUCUGAUUUGUACAUUUGAUUUUUUUUUUUUCAUUCCUGUUGUUAAUUUACAGUAUGUUAUAAAACUGAUGAAGUAUUAGGCCUAUAUCCCUUCAGUGAAGGACCAUACUUAUUUUAUUAUUAUUACAGCUUCCUUUUUAAGCUAUUUAUUUUUGUAAAGUUUUUACCAUGGACAUGUAAUUGAAAUGGCAACUGCUGCUGAGAUUUUUGUCAUACAAAUGGUCAAAUAAACACAUUUAUGUCAAAA